Messenger RNA from Drosophila teissieri, 633 nucleotides. RefSeq lists its product as uncharacterized. The transcript has 2 exons. The coding region runs from base 152 to 553 and encodes 133 amino acids. The record is from RefSeq and is a predicted model, not a curated record. NCBI's taxonomy places the organism in Eukaryota, Metazoa, Arthropoda, Insecta, Diptera, Drosophilidae. Gene Ontology annotation, molecular function: zinc ion binding.
UGUUGACCUUGCGGCGAGUGAUGAGCGCUGAGACUGAGUGCCAAAUAAUUUGGUGAUUUCUGCACGAUGCUCUCAGUGGUUUCUCUUCAAUUGGAUCUCUUUGGUCAGGUAGAUCUCUUUUUCGAAUUUCACUGCCUCGGGAUUCGCGAAAAUGUUUAGCAUUCGACGCUGGCCAGUCGCAAUGUCUCGGGGGAACGACUUGGAUGCGGAUCUGGAGUUGGAUCUCCAGGAGGGGGACAGGGACAACCAGUCGGCGGCCACCACUAUCACGCUGGAGGAGCGUCCUGGCAAGCCGCAGGUGCGAUUCUUCAGCAUCGGACCCAGCAGCUACCAGGUGCGGUGUCCACUGUGCCAGCAGAGUUCCAAGACGGAAACAGUGGAGAUGACAGGAGCGCUGGGCCAGCUCAGCUGCCUCUUGUCCACGUUGUCCUGUUGCUUUCCCAUCUUCGCCCUGACGUUCGUGUACUCCUGUCUGCAGAGUCGCCUGAAGUCGAAGCGCGUGUUCUGCAGCCGAUGCGGUGGUCACUUGGGAUACCACUGGCGUCCCACUUAGUUUCGGAUAGUCUCGGAUUCUCGAAUUCACGCAAAUGAUCUAUAAAUAAACCGGCAGCUGUUGUCAAAUCUUUUUAAUAA